Oncorhynchus nerka (sockeye salmon) is the source of this 2268-nucleotide messenger RNA. RefSeq names its product nicastrin-like. Gene Ontology annotation, cellular component: plasma membrane. The coding region runs from base 266 to 1540 and encodes 424 amino acids. The transcript is spliced from 10 exons. Gene Ontology annotation, biological process: Notch receptor processing; protein processing. The record is from RefSeq and is a predicted model, not a curated record. NCBI's taxonomy places the organism in Eukaryota, Metazoa, Chordata, Actinopteri, Salmoniformes, Salmonidae.
UGGGUAGAACCUGAAGUGGUCUGCUUCAUUAGCGGUUCAACUCCGCCACAUACUUUGACUGGGUGGGAUUUCUAUAGGUUUGAAGACUCAAUCGCGCUGCCCAUGUUGUCAAAGACACUAUUAUGGCUAUAAAGAUGAGUCCUCUAUCUAUCUCUAUGUUCUGUUUUCACUGCCGUUUUGAUGAGGUUUUGCAAUAUCGGAACCCAGAACAAGUUUUACUGCAACGCUUCCUGUGUUUUUAACUGUUCUUUAUGAAACCAGGAAGAUGGUUUUGGAAUCAUCGAAAUGGGUUAUGUUCAUAGUUGGUUGGCUUUUCAAAAAUGUGAGUUGUAACUCUGUUGCGCAGAAGAUUUAUGUCGAACUGAAUAACACUGUACCAUGCGUCCGACUGCUCAAUGCUACACAUCAGAUUGGCUGCCAGUCCUCGAUAUCAGGUGAUACAGGGGUGAUGCAUGUCUUGGAGUCUGAGGCAGAUCUGGAAUGGCCUUUGAGCAAAGGACCCAAUCCUCCUUAUAUGGUCCUGUUGGAGUCAUCCCUCUUCACCAAGUCCAUCAUGAUGAAGAUGAAGAAUGCCUCCAGCAGGGUGGCAGGGGUUGUGGUGGUCCCAAAAACUAGCCCACCAGAGUUCUCGCCACAUACGACAUGUCCCAAUGAGAACACAGGUAGGAGUAAGUUAGUGAGGGAGAUACAAGUCUCCAACUUCAGCUAUUUUUGUUUACCCAUGCGCAGGUACUAUGAGAGUUUUUAUGACAAUGCUGCCCACCUGAACCUGACUUAUCCAUCUAACUUGAGUCCAGAGGAACAGCUAGAGUUUGUGACUGAUACUGCAAAGUCUCUUACCGAGGUGGCUACUGCAGUUGCCUGCGCUCUCUUCAAGCAGGCUGGGGGAAACAACUCCCAAGUAAACAAAAUCAAUGCAGACCCCAAAACAGUGACCCAGAUGCUGUAUGGGUUUCUGGUUAGAUCCAACAACAGCUGGUUUCAGGCAGUGAUGGCCCCAGAACUGAAGGACAUCCUCCAGCCCAACCCACCCCAGUACUACGUUGGUGUUGCCAAGUCGUCCCAUCAGGCUAACGCACUGACCUAUCUGGUCCAAUAUCUCCUGGCUAAUUUAACGGGAACAGCCACCAACCUCACCCAGAGCCAGUGCAAGAAGCCAGAUGAGCUGCCGAACGAGAGCACAUAUUUGUACUCUUAUCUCUGGGUUCAGGGCGUGGUCCCACCCAACAGCACCCAGAGGGAGUCUUUCUGCAUACGCACAGCAGUACGCCUGGUCAAGGCAGUGUCCCCCGCCUUCGAUCUGGGGGAUUACGUUUCCAAAGAAUAUUCCACAUGGACAAAAUCGCAGUGGAAGUUCAUCAAAGCUCGGAUUUUCCUAGUAGCCAGCCGGGACCUGGAGAUGCUGGCUGACCUUAGGCGUGGGAGUGGCCGUGUUGUUCACAUCGCUACUGGUCACAUACUUUGUCAGUACCAAGGCAGAUGUCCUCUUCAGCUCCGUCAGGGAACCCAACAACCUCGCAUACUGAUUGCCUCAUACUAACCUGUGACCAGCGACCACUACUCUCACAACCAAACAGUUUUUUUUACACACAAUAGGUACACAGACAAAUAGACAGACAGGUUAGGGUGACCAACAGACAGGUUAGGCAGAACUUGAGGUUUUAACUCACAGUGAAUGGCCCGUUUGGACUCAAACAGAUGAGUUUUAACACAUAACCGGAUUUGAUUGGCCUGGAUGGAUGUGGACUCAACAGGGUCAGAUUGCCACCAGUGUAAAAUAUGUUCAUAUUUAAUUUUUUUUGUUUUGUCAAAUAAUGUUUUGUUUACUGUAUCAUGGGAUUAGGCACUAAACUUUGUUUGACCUUGACGUGUGUGUGUGUCCAAAUGGGAGGUGAGUGUUUGCGAGCGUGUGCAAGUGUGUUUAUUGAGUAUGCGGUUGUAGUAUGUACAAUAGCUUUCCUGUCAUUUCUCAGGAGAAUGAAACCUUAUGUCGGGCAAAUGGACUUUGGAUGUGGGUUCAGCUGAACGACCAUUACUAUGCUUAAACAUUCAGAUAUCCAAAUAGUAUUUUUUUGAUUUGGGUUGCAGUCUUUAAAAAUCAACUUUAUUUUAAGUCUAGACAUAAAUUGCAGGAUUUAAUAACAUCAUGCCCACAUGUUUUUAAUCAUGUAUUGAUGGAAUUGUUAAUUGACCUAGGGUUUUUUUGUGUGUGAAGGUGAUCUCUGAUUUUGACCAACUGGGGAAUAAAUGUGAUUAUUGCCUUGAUAA